Perkinsus marinus ATCC 50983 is the source of this 396-nucleotide messenger RNA. RefSeq lists its product as hypothetical. The coding region runs from base 1 to 396 and encodes 131 amino acids. Lineage: Eukaryota; Perkinsozoa; Perkinsida; Perkinsidae. The transcript is spliced from 2 exons. The record is from RefSeq and is a predicted model, not a curated record.
AUGCAGAACAUCAAAGAGUACUUCGAGAACAUGAAGUCUAAGGGUGGUUCAUCGUCCUCGUCCUCUCAACCUGUCCCUGAAAGUCCCAUUCCGGCUCAUGUUGAACUCCCUACUAAUCUAGAGUCUACUUCCACUGGGGAUGCUCAGCCGGUCAUAGAUGCCAUUGAGCCCGGAGAUCAGCCAGAUCAAAAACGGAGAAAGGGGGACUCUGUGGUUGCUGAUUUUUCCACCAAGCCUUUUGUUGGCCGGCUAGUAACCAAGACUCAGCAGCCGGGGCGUAAGGCUGCUAGUCAUGCGAACGAUCCGGCCCAUAAAGCCCUUGUCACACGUGCCGACGUUGCCGCUGGCACUGGGCAUUAUAGGAAAUUCCUAUUAGGAAUGCUGGUGAGCUUAUGA